GGCUUCCAGCUUCCGGAGCAGUGGAGGGAGACCCACAGCACUGCGCUGUGGGAGGAGAGGCUGAAGCGGCUCUGGACACCGCCGGCCCCGGAGAAGUUGCAGCCAGCCUUCCCGCUGUUCGCAUUCCCGCGUCAUCACCGCUGGCGGCUCCACCUGGUGGCUUCGGGCCCCAGGUGAGCACUGGGGCAGUCCGGACCAGGAGCGCAGGUGGCCGGGGGCGUGGCCUGGCGGGGAGGGCGUGGCCUGGCCGGCGCCCCGCCUCGGUCUCGGGCCGCAGCUGCAGGGCAGAGGCAGCGGGCGUCCUCACUGGCGAGCUCUCGGCGCGGUCGGACGGCGGGAUGCUGGGUUCGCGCGCGGCGUGGCUGCUGGGGGGCGCCCUCCUGCUGGCCGCCGCGGCCUCUGGCAGCUCCACGGGGCCAGGUGCUGGAGUCAACAAAACCUCCAAGGGCAGAAGUCUCAUCGGGAAGAACCAUGAACGCCUCCCGGUCACCAAAAAAGGCGUCACAGUGGCUCCAGGCUUUGCAGUGAACGAGGUCUCCGCGUCCAUUCUCACUGGGAAGCUGACUACCGUCUUCCUCCCGGCCGUCUACAUCAUCGUCUUUGUGGUGGGGUUGCCUAGCAAUGGCAUGGCACUCUGGGUCUUUCUCUUCCGGACGAAGAAGAAGCACCCGGCUGUGAUCUACAUGGCCAACCUGGCCUUGGCGGAUCUCCUGUCGGUCAUCUGGUUCCCCCUGAAGAUCUCUUACCACAUACAUGGCAACAACUGGCUCUUCGGGGACACCCUCUGCAAGGUACUCAUCGGCUUCUUCUAUGGCAACAUGUACUGCUCCAUCCUCUUCAUGACCUGCCUCAGCGUGCAGCGCUACUGGGUCAUCGUGAACCCCAUGGCGCACCCCAAGAAGAAGGCCAACAUUGCCAUCGGGGUCUCGGUGGGGAUCUGGCUGCUGAUCCUGGUGGUCACCAUCCCUCUGUACAUCACGAAGCAGACCCUCUAUAUCCCGGCCCUCAACAUCACCACUUGUCACGACGUACUGCCCGAGGAGGUGCUGGUGGGGGACAUGUUCAGCUACUUCCUCUCCUUGGCCAUCGGAGUCUUUCUGUUCCCAGCCCUCCUCACGGCGUCGUCCUAUGUGCUCAUGAUCCGAGCGCUCCGGUCCUCGGCCAUGGAUGAGCACUCAGUGAGGAAGAGGCGCAGGGCCGUCAAGCUGAUCAUCACCGUCCUGGCCACGUACCUCAUCUGCUUCACACCUAGUAACCUACUCCUCGUGGUGCAUUACUUCCUGAUCAAGAGCCGUGGCCAGAGCCAUGUCUACGCCCUGUACAUCACCGCCCUCUGCCUGUCCACUCUCAACAGCUGCAUUGACCCCUUCAUCUACUACUUCGUCUCUCAGGACUUCAGGGACCAUGCCAAGAAUACCAUCCUCUGUCGCAGCGUCCGCACGGUAAAGCGGAUUCAGGUCUCCCACACCUCCACCAAGUCCUCCCGGAAGUCCAGCUCUUACUCCUCAAGCUCCACCAGCGUGAAAGCCUCCUACUGAGCCUCCCUGCCCCGAGGGCAGAAGCUCCAGCUGGGGUGCAGUGGCUCCUGUGGAGGGGCUGGUGUUCCAGGACUGUGGGAGUAGACGACUCCCCUAGAACCCAGGAUGCAGCGUCAGAAGCCAGUAUUCGGAUGGCCCAGAAACUGAUCUGACCAAAGCAGACUUUUUAGAUUGUGGAGAAAAGAUAGAAACCUGUGGUGCAGAAACUAUGCCUAGUUUCUAACUAUAAGUGAUUGUUCUCAUCUCACGUCUGAUAGCCGCAGUGUGGGGCUCCCAGGGAGCCUCAGUCUAAUGGACCAAUUUUCCAGAUGGAAAACAAGCUGGGCCCAUGGCAGGGAGCUGUGAGCGGUGCUCUCGGGGUGAAUGAGAGACUCCAGCUCCCCACUGCAAUGGGUGACGCUGCGCUGUGCAUGGAGGGCAUCUCCAAGGCCAUGUGUGGUUCACGCCCACUCGAGGCAGAGGACCUUUGCCCGAGAGCUUUUCACUUGACAGAGUAACCUUGGCUUCUGAAGACAAGAGCCGGAAAGAGUGUUUUAUUCUUUUCCUGUUCUGCUCGGAAUGAAAUUCAUUGUUGAUGUACUAGGACUUUCGGUUAUUUCUUUGUUAUCUCCUUAUGGUUCCAUAUGUAUUAUCAUGCCGGGAAAGUACAAAGUGGAUCUUAAACAUGGAAAUCAACUUUACUGUAGGAUCUUACUGACUGCAGCCCAAGGAGAACAUUUACCACUUAGUGUUUUUCAGAGUUAUGAUUGGCGUAUUUAUUGUCCAGUUUUGUUCACUUGUCAAAUAAGAAAUUUGACCACUAGAACCACUUCUGUUGGAAAACAGCGUGAAUGUUUGAGGCUUGUGACAUAUUUAAAAGGGACUUGACUGCAAAGUGACUGUGCACCUGUUGUAUUAUGAUUUUUAAAAACUUUUAUUGUAUGGUUGAUUUAUAAAUAAUACAUUGUUUUUUAUAAUUUA
Messenger RNA from Cavia porcellus (domestic guinea pig), 2498 nucleotides. It is a transcript of the gene S100z, whose product is annotated as S100 calcium binding protein Z. The transcript is spliced from 2 exons. Gene Ontology annotation, cellular component: plasma membrane. Gene Ontology annotation, molecular function: calcium ion binding; calcium-dependent protein binding; thrombin-activated receptor activity. The coding region runs from base 339 to 1538 and encodes 399 amino acids. Gene Ontology annotation, biological process: blood coagulation; thrombin-activated receptor signaling pathway; phospholipase C-activating G protein-coupled receptor signaling pathway. The record is from RefSeq and is a predicted model, not a curated record. Lineage: Eukaryota; Metazoa; Chordata; Mammalia; Rodentia; Caviidae.